Rhododendron vialii is the source of this 1731-nucleotide messenger RNA. RefSeq lists its product as uncharacterized. Gene Ontology annotation, biological process: telomere maintenance; DNA repair. Bases 1 to 1731 code for a protein of 576 amino acids. Lineage: Eukaryota; Viridiplantae; Streptophyta; Magnoliopsida; Ericales; Ericaceae. The transcript has 4 exons. Gene Ontology annotation, molecular function: DNA helicase activity. The record is from RefSeq and is a predicted model, not a curated record.
AUGGGGAAAAUUGCUACUUAUACAGGAUUUGUUUACUUGCACAUUCUACUUAAUCAUGUAAGGGCACCACAAUCAUGGGAGGAUAACUUAGUAGUUGAUGGAGUUGAGUGCUCGACAUUCCAACUUGCAACUGAACAACAAGGUUUAUUGGAGUGUGAUAAUAGCAUCCGAAAAUGUCUAGCUGAGGCAUCUAACACUCGCAUGCCAUCCGCUCUACGAAGAAUGUUUGUAUUUAUAUUGGUUUACUGUGAGCCAACAGGUGUUCGUAGCUUAUGGAAUGAUUUUCAUGUAUUUAUGAGUGAAGACUACCCUUCUUCAACUUCUAUCAACAGCUCCUAUCUUCUUAACAGAUUGCUGAAAGAGUUAAAUGACUUGUUGUCCCAACAUAAUAGAACAAUAUCUGAUUAUGACCUUCCAAGUUUCAAUCUGGGUUAUGAAGAUAGCUUUGCAAUUCCAAAGAUAAUACAAGAUGAGCUUUCUGUCUCCGUUUCUCAGCAAAAUUUGAAUUCUAUUUCUGCACUAAAUAGGGAUCAAGCCUUUGCUUUUCAUGCAAUUAUUGGAACUGUUGAACGUAAAGAAAAUGCCACCUACUUCGUUUACGGUCCAGGAGGUAUAGGAAAGACAUUUUUAUAUUGUGCUAUAUUAGCGUCAUUGAGGAGCCAAGGUCAUAUUGCUUUCGCAACAGCAUCAUCAUGUAUAGCAGCUACCUUGAUGCCUGGUGGAAGAACUGCACAUUCAAGAUUCAAGAUCCCCUUAAAUCCAUAUCGAUCUUCUAUGUGUUCCAUCAACAAGCAAUCUCAUUUGGCUGAACUAAUACGCUGUGCGUCAGUGAUAUUGUGGGAUAAAGCUACAAUGACAAAUCGUUUGGCCAUAGAAGCAUUAGAUAGAACUUUGAGGGACAUUAUGGGUGUGGAAAUGCCAUUUGGAGGAAAGGUUAUGGUUUUGGGCGGUGAUUUUCGCCAAGUACUCCCAGUUGUACCAAAAGGCACAAAGGCAGAAACCAUUAAUGCAAGCAUUGCUAAGUCAACGAUGUGGAGAAACGUACAAGUCGUUCGCUUGAAGCAAAAUAUGAGGUCUGUAAAUGAUCGUGAAUUCUCAGAUUUUCUUCUUUGUGUCGGUGAUGGAAAUGAACCUACCAUUGACGAUGAAAUGAUGGAGGUUCCUACGUCAAUGGUUAUACCAUGGGAGAAUGACAGGUCAAUUGAUAAACUAAUAGAAGAUGUAUUUCCUGACAUUGAGAGCUGUGCCGCUGAUUCCGAGUACAUGGUUGAUAGAUGUUUGAUUACUCCGAAGAAUGAAGAUGCUGAGAAUCUCAAUAAGAGGCAAGAGUUUUUGAAUUCUAUUUCACCCGGAGGAUUACCCCCGCAUGAAUUAAGAUUGAAGGAAGAGAUAUUAACGGGUGCUUUUAAAGGUACCAGAACUUUCCUUCAUCGGAUUCCGCUGAAGACCCCUGAGAAUAUAAAACUUCCGUUUGAGAUGACUCGAAGACAAUUUCCUAUUCGUUUGAGUUUUGCCUUAACAAUCAACAAAGCACAAGGACAAACGAUCCCCCACGCGGGAAUCUAUCUCCCGGAAGACGUCUUUAGCCACAGUCAAUUGUAUGUGGCAUUGUCAAGAGGCACAUCGCAGAAUACCACAAAAAUUUUGGUGAAGAAUGGCAAUAUUCGAAGGCAUGAAGGCGUAUAUGCCAAAAAUGUUGUGUAUAAGGAUGCCUUAUUGCCGUUGGAUUAA